UCAUUGGGUCAAAUAUCCCCUCGCCAGCUCGCCUCGGCAGGAGAAGAACCCUAGCCUCCGUCGCGAUCCAGAAGACCAGAACCCACCAAAUCGAAAACUAGCCAAAUCCAAAUCGAAAUCGCCACUGCGCACCGUGACUCCGUCCGCAUGGCUGGCCGGGGUAACCGCCGCCGCCGGGCUAAGGUGGAGGUGCAAGCAGUAGAGAUUGCCUACUCGCGCUCCUCCCACCUCAAAACCCCUCUUUCGAAGCUGCGUCAGCCACCAAUCAGGGAGGGGAAGGAGGGAAACCGGCCGCCGGCCAAGAAGGAGCAGGAGGGAAACGAGGGAUGGACGCAAGCGGACCGGAAGGCCAUGAGGCGGAGCUUGCUGAGCCUCAUCCACCGUUACUACCUCGACGCCAUCUCACGGCUGCCCACCGCCGACCUCCGGGCCACCCUCGCGCGCGGCCUCCUCGUCGCCGGCCACUGCUACGGCCCCUUCCACCCCCUCCACAACAUCAUCCUCAAUUCCGUCUGGUACGUCUCCGCCUUCCCACUCGGCGACUCGGCCUGGGUCGAUGUCGACAUGAUCAGCAACGACGGCAUCGUCCAAGCGUGCCACCGCUCUCUGGAUGGGCUGGUAGCUUCUCUCCGACACUUCUGCCCGGCCCUCUCCACCGGCGACGCUCUGUGGAAUCUAAUGUCUGCCGAUGCCGAUCUCUCUGACGCUGUCGCCCUGGCAAAACGGGUCAGCAAAUCCAGCGCGCAGGCAGCGAUGCGUUCUCAGGCCCGUGCUGCCUUUCGGGCGGCCGCCAAGGCAGCACAGCACCCCAACCCUGCCGCCUUUCGGCUGUUCGCGUCGUCGGUGUUGCCCACUGUAAAACGAGACAUCGUCCCUUUUCUGCGGGUGAAACACAUGCUUUCCUCUAUGGACAUCGAGCACCUCGUGAAAUCACUGGUACCUGACUCUCCAAAAGAGCUUCUGCAGCCUCCCUUGAUGAUCGCCCCAGAUGUUCAUGAUGCAAUUGUAUCCCACAAGAAAUUGGAAGAGGCAAUGGUCGAAGUUGUGAGAGUGGCAUUGUUCAAGUACACACUACAAUCGGAGGAACAGUUUGUUCUUCAUUCCGUGUGUGGUGUGAAUUUGCUGAAGAACGAGAGUUUGGAUAAUUGUUACCACAUUAACUUCUUCGCACGUCGUAAGGAAUCUGGUCCUGUGUUAGGCGCCCCUCUGCUCUUCUUCACGGAGGCAAUUGUUCCAGCUGUUGAUGAAAGCAGUAUACGCCUGUGUGUGGUGGUUGAUCCGUUAACAGAAAUUGGGAGCUGCUUUGCUUGUGAGACUAACAAAAAGAUGAUUGUGCACCCCACCUAUGAUGAAUACCUUGGUGGCCGGGAUUUUCAACUGGACGAUGUUGACAGUGAUGGUGAUUUUCCAAAUCCAUUGGAUCUCGACUACAACUUAUUUUUAUGCUGACAGGGACGCCGGAUUUACAUAUCAUUGGAUGGUAUAGUUCUGACAAGUGAGGUUCUCUACGUUGAUUUUCGUCUCCAAGAGGAAGUUGUGAUGAUGCAAGUCUGCAGGAAAACAAGUUAUGUUAGCAGAGUCAAGAUGAUGACAAGACUACUCAGUUCUGGUUUGUGUUUUAAACGAUAUAUGUUCAUCCUGUUGACUUGCUGCUCUGCAGAAGAGUUUCGUUCACGUUCUACUGGUAUGUGUAGCCAGUUUCGAUUGGGAACUUACCAUUAGCCUUUUUCUUUUGGAGAGACGCUCUCUGUCUUUGGAAGUUGUGCUUUCAAUAUAUGUUUAUCCUUGUUG
Molecule: messenger RNA, 1791 nt
Organism: Brachypodium distachyon (stiff brome)
Lineage: Eukaryota; Viridiplantae; Streptophyta; Magnoliopsida; Poales; Poaceae
Exons: 2
Coding region: 148-1449 (433 amino acids)
Source: RefSeq, a predicted model, not a curated record